Molecule: messenger RNA, 1881 nt
Organism: Ilyonectria robusta
Lineage: Eukaryota; Fungi; Ascomycota; Sordariomycetes; Hypocreales; Nectriaceae
Product: UbiA prenyltransferase family-domain-containing protein
Exons: 1
Coding region: 139-1689 (516 amino acids)
Biological process (GO): heme biosynthetic process
Cellular component (GO): mitochondrial membrane; mitochondrion
Molecular function (GO): protoheme IX farnesyltransferase activity
Source: RefSeq, a predicted model, not a curated record
CAUCACCGAGUCGUACCACCGUCCACAGCCAACAUCGCGCCAGGCGCCGCUGCACCACCUCUCCUUUCCCCAGCUCCCGCGCGACGGUAAUGGAUUGAGAUUUCCCUCGGGCCGCCAUGAACCGAGCGCCAGGUGAACAUGCGACCACCACGAUGUCUCGUCCCCGCCACGGAGCUCCAAUCCUGGAGAGUGCUCUCCGGAGCCCCUCAUAGCAGAGCUGCUGCGACGCCGAUCGUGCGACGAUGGAUGUCGUCACCUGCGGCCUUUCAGGCGCCCCGGAUGGUCGCUGUUCUUCCAUUGAGGAGCCCUGCCUUCUUCCUAUCCAAUCGCCUCUUUGAGCGAUCCAAUUGCCUCGAUUUCAUCGUGUCCCGCCGUGCCAAUGGUGGCAUAUCGUCCACGGCCACCACCGCCUCGACCCCCGAAGCUGCCGACUCAGCAAUCUCUUCCUCCUCCGAAUCCUCCGAAUCCGACCCGAAUAUCGCCCCUCAUCGCCGCCGGCAAGCUCAAAGGCGCGCUGCCGCUGCCGCCGCCGCCGCCGCGGACGGAGAAAAGCCUCUCCCGCUCGAUGCCUCGUCGCAAUUGACCUCCCACGCAGCCGCGCAACCGACCAACUCCAUCCGCCGCACUAUUUCGAUCUUGAUGUCACUCUCAAAACCCCGAUUGACCAUGCUCGUCGUGCUAUCGGCUAUGGCUUCCUAUGCGCUCUAUCCAGUCCCCGAGAUGCUAGCUCCGAGCACUACCGAAACGCCAAGCCUGAGCCCAUUGACAUUGCUCUUCCUCACGACCGGUACCACACUCUGCUCAGCUAGCGCGAACGCCUUCAACAUGCUUUACGAACCCACCACCGACGCCAAGAUGAGCCGAACUCGAAACCGUCCCUUGGUGAGACGCCUCAUCUCGACACGCAGCGCCGUAGCCUUCGCUAUCCUGGCCGGAGCCACCGGAGUGGGAGCCUUGUAUGUUGGUGUCAACCCAACCGUUUCGUUCCUGGGUCUCGCCAAUAUUUUUAUAUAUGCCGGCAUGUACACCCCGCUCAAGCGCAUAACGGCCUUUAAUACCUGGAUUGGCGCUGUCGUGGGCGGUAUUCCCCCUCUGAUGGGCUGGGCUGCUGCGGCUGGUGAAGCUGCCACCAAAGAUGGCUCCUGGCGAGAACUUUUGUUUGCCAACGACGGUUCGUCUAUUGGCGGUUGGCUCAUGGCAGGACUUCUCUUUGCCUGGCAAUUCCCCCACUUCAUGGCCCUCAGCUGGCCCAUCCGAGAGGAGUACAAGGCCGCUGGUCUUCGCAUGCUAGCAUGGACGAACCCCAAGCGCAACUCCCAGGUUGCCCUCCGAUACAGUCUCAUUUUCAUCCCUCUCUGUGUGUCGCUAUGCGCUGUGGGCGUCACUGAAUGGUCAUUUGCGGUGACGAGUUUCCCCAUCAACGCCUGGCUCCUUCGGGAGUCGGUGCGCUUCUGGCAACACGAUGGCCACCAUGGGAGUGCCAGAAGCUUGUUUUGGGCGAGUGUCUGGCAUCUGCCAGGCGUAAUGAUCUUGGCUCUUCUGCAUAAGAAGGGUAUGUGGACCAGGGCGUGGAACAGCGUAUUCGGCGAGGAUGAAGGCGAAUGGGAAGAGGAGGAAUUGGAUGAGAUGGUAAUCAUGGCGGCAGAGACCUCAAGCAGUCGGUUGCAAGACGCCAAACCGUCAAGAUGAUGACGGCAAUGUAAAACAGAUGUAUGAUUGACAGGGCGGCAUUCAAUGGAUGUGACAAGACCUGGCAUCCGCCUCACCGAGACGUGGUUCGUUUUGUCACAUUUCUUUUGCAAACGAACUCAACACCAUUGUAAACUAUAUCUAAGUUAUAUAUGAGACUCAAAAGAUGGAGACAAACAAUGAACAAAAACA